Molecule: messenger RNA, 1116 nt
Organism: Culex pipiens pallens (northern house mosquito)
Lineage: Eukaryota; Metazoa; Arthropoda; Insecta; Diptera; Culicidae
Exons: 2
Coding region: 481-849 (122 amino acids)
Source: RefSeq, a predicted model, not a curated record
CCGACCGGCGGAUCCGAAAAAACCAUGCGACGAAUUCGUAAACAUUGCUCGUUUUCGAAUUCAUCGAGAAUGUUUCCGAUUCUGGAAAAAAUGUUUUCGAUAGCGGAAGAAAUUACUUCCAAAAUCGAAAGCGCUUUGUUGCCGACUCAUUUGAGAGUGUAGCGUGCCGCAGCCAAUGCGUUACGAACUGUCAAAAUCAGCCGCGAAGAAGGAAAACAACAAAAAAUCGGUAUCUCUUUGUUGUUUUUUCGACUUUGCCGUCGCCUUCUUUUGUGUAUUUUUCGACUUUGCCGUCGCGAUUUCGGUUCAUAAAAAUACGUCUCGCUUCCCGAACCGUGCCCGUUAACUGCCAUCAUCUUACUCCGUGACCGGAUCCGGUCAAUCUUCGGUUUUCUGCAGUGGCCCAUCCGCCGGGAAUAAAAACGUUCCGUUGCUCCUUGGGGAGCGCAGCGGCCACCUCCGCUGCUGGUACCUACGGUAAUGCCGGCCAACGUAAAACAACGGUACCUGGAAAUGGACAUUCACAAGGAGUACAAAAAGUUCCAAGAUUUAAGCGUGGGUUCGACAAACACCUCGACAGACCUAACUGCUAGCGGAGAUUCUGUCAUGCCAGCACGGCGUCCAAACUGGGGCUCGCUCCAGGCGGACGGUCUCCUAGCGGAGGCCGCUCCGCUCAAGUCGAUCCUCCAGGUGAAAAUCGGAAAUGGAAUCACGAUCGUGGCGCAAUGCUUGAAAACCUUCGUUGCUCUAGUGUGGAGUCCUUACCCGAAGGCGCUUAGAGGAGAGAGCAAAAAUCUCCAGGACGGGGAGAACUUCCGGCGUGCCAGCUCGGAACUGACUCUAAAAUAGGACGCGGAAAUCAACUUGAUCGCCGGCCCAAGCACGCGCCCUUCUCUAUCCGAGUUGCCCCGCCGCCGACGUCACUCGCCCACUCUGUUGCACAAAACUCCAAACGCUGACAUCAACCGUGCAUCAACGAGUGCACUGCAAAAACGCCUCCUCCUCCUCCUAAAGCAACUUGUCAACGGCGACGACGGCGCCCAGCAGUACCCAGCUGCACCACGGACAUCGAGGCCAGAUCGGACAAAUCGCUUCAUUCGAAUCGUCACCACUUUG